GUGUUCACAGCACUGAGUGAGGAGCUACAGCAUUCCUCUGUUGAGCUUCAGAAAAUGAAAGAGGAGAAAGAAUGGCUAACUCAGCAGCUGAUGGAGCAAAGGAGACAGAGGGACCAGCAGCUGUCUCAACAGGAAGCCUCUGAAAGGGAACAUAAUGGAAAACUACUUAGGUUACAAGCGGAAUUGGAGGAGAAAAAGGAGAGGUGGUUGUUAUGUCAACAAAGGUGUGAUGCCCUACAGAGGCAGCGGUUGUCAUGGGAACACAGAGAGGAACAACUAAACCAGAAGUACAAUGAAGCUGUGGAGGAAGCGGCACAAAUGAGGAAAGCUCUGGAGAAGGUCCAGCAGGAACAGAGAGAGCUGGGAAGAGAAAGGGAUGCCUUGACUGAGUCUCACAGCAGAGUCAUUGCUACGAUGAAGGAGGACUUCAGACAGCAGCUGGCCACAGAACUGGCUGCCGUCAAUGAAGAACACGCAGCCCAAAGGGUACAGUACCUGAGGCAGCAGAGGGAAGUGGUUCUCAGGGAGGCAGACCGGGACCUAAAGACAGACAGGGAGAAAAACCAGAUGCGUCUUUUACAGUGCCAGAGCCAAAGCUCACAGCUUCAGCAAAAGUUGGAGCAGAGGGAGAUGGAGAUAGAACACCUGCGUGGGGAGCUGCAACAGGAAAGGAGGACGAGGGAGCAAGAGGGGAGGACGCACGAUGAGGAAAGGAGGCGAGAGAAGGAGAUGCGCCAAUCAGAGGCAGAAGAAUGGGGCCAGGCUAAAGCUGAGCUUGAGCUGAUGACUGAGAAGAAUGCUGAACUAAUAGAAGAGGUGACAUCUCUCCAGGAGACAGUUCGGAGGGAGUGCGAGGAGAGGGAGGAGCUGACUGCUGCUUUGUCUCGAGCUCAACGGGAGCUCUUUGAACAAUUAUCUGCAGCAUCUCAGGGGGGCUCCUCCAGGCCUCCUCCAGACCCCAUGGAGAGACAAACACCCCCAGGGAACGCAAGUUCUAAUCUCUUUAGUCAAGCCAGAGUUCCUCUGACUCGCUCUCCAACCCCUCCAAACACGCUCCGCCCCUCUCCUGCCCUCACAGACAAAGUCAGAGGCCUGGACACAGAAAGAGGAGGAGCGGGGAGGAGUUUGGAGCCCUGGAGUGGCGGUGGAGGGAAAAGAUGGGAAGGGACGCUGCCGAGACUGAGAGCUAACAGCACAGUGAGUGAAGUCAAAUGUAAAGUGAGGUCAGUGACGGGGAGAAAAUAGAAACCGUUAAGAGUAAUCUGAAAGAACAAGAUAAUAAAUGUUUACUGCACCCAAAGGCAAAAAAAAACUC
Menidia menidia (Atlantic silverside) is the source of this 1315-nucleotide messenger RNA. Lineage: Eukaryota; Metazoa; Chordata; Actinopteri; Atheriniformes; Atherinopsidae. The record is from the annotation of a GenBank genome assembly.